CGAUAUUUCGGGAACGUUUCAACGAGAACUUAAACGGAAGUAAAAUACUCGGAUACGAAAUAGCAUCUAAAAACGUGGAUGCUACAUCUUUUUAACGAUCAAAAAUCAGUAUCAAGUGACAUUGUUUAUGUGUUUUACGUGGAGAUAUGAUUUAUUUACGUGAAAUUUGUUUAGAAGAUAAAUACAAACUUUUGAGAAAUCGUGCGGUGCGUAUUUUGGCCCAGCAUAACAGAUGCUAAGCUAACCAGCGUAUGUCUGUGGUGUCAUUUCGGAACUUCGGCUAACGGAGCGUGAUCAUCAGAGCUGCCGAAUCCUGCACUGAAGUGGAAAGUUUCUCUAGCUGAUGUCGCUUAUUCAUGUAAAUUGAUAAGUAGCAUCGAAUCCUUCAACUCUGGAUGUGGUAACUGGAAGGUUCGACCUGAUUUAAGAUGAUCAUUGACAACAUUGAUGGUUUGAAAACAUGGCUGUCUGAAACCCUUGAGCCCAUAUGUGAUGCUGACCCAUCUGCACUCGCUAAGUAUGUUGUUGCUCUAGUGAAGAAGGACAAAAGCGAAAAGGAGCUUAAAGCCUUGUGUGUAGAUCAACUGGAUGUUUUUCUCCAAAAAGAGACCCAGCCAUUUGUGGAUAAGCUGUUUGAAGCCAUUAAUAAUAAAAGCUACCUCCCCCAAUCAGAGCAACCACUGGUCAAAGUCGAGAAGGAAGAGCCAAAGAAAGAUGAGGUUCAGGCAAGUCGCGAAGAAGACCGAGACAAGAAGUUUUCUCGACGAGUGACUCAUAGCCCUCCACAGUUAAGCUCUCGCUACUCGAGAGACGUCAGGAGAGAUGACCGUAAGAGAGACGAUCGCUCCAGGAAGAGGGAUUAUGAUCGCAACCCUCCAAGGAGAGACUCAUACCGCGAUCGCUACAAUCGCAGGAGAGGCCGCAGCUAUAGCCACAGCCGGAGCCGCAGCCGCAGCUGGAGCAAGGAGCGCAUCCGAGACCGCGACAGGGAGAGGGACAGAGACCGGGACCGAGAUCGGGAUCGCAGCAGGAGCCAGUCUCUCAGCAGGACGCGGUCCAGAAGCAGGAGUCGGGACCGAGAGUCAGGAAAGCCGAGGUACGAUCACGACCGAGCUGACCGGCCCGACGGCGGCGAAGUCUACACUCCAGCAGCUCUUGUGUCCUCUGUGACCACAUCGCAUUUCCCGGUGCCAACACUCAGCAGCACCAUUACGGUUAUUGCCCCCACGCAUCACCACAGCAGCAGCACCAGCGAGAGCUGGUCAGACUUUCACCCAGAGCCUCCUGUGGAUCGCGGCCCCUUUAACAGGGGGCCUCCACCGAGGAAGCGAUGCCGGGACUAUGAUGAAAAGGGCUUCUGCAUGCGAGGGGAUAUGUGUCCUUUUGACCAUGGGAGUGACCCAGUGGUGGUAGAGGAGGUGAAUCUGCCCGGUAUGCUCCCCUUUCAGCCUCCUCCCAUUCCAGGUGUGGACCAGCCACCCCCCCCAGGCCUUCCACCACCACCACCUCUGUUGAACCCCCCCCCUUCUGUGAAUCUUCGGCCUCCUGUGCCCCCUCCAGGUGCCCUGCCACCCAGUCUACCACCUAUUGCUGGUCCUCCACCUCCGCUUCCUCCUCUGCAACCAGCAGGCAUGGAUGCUCCUCCUAAUUCCAUCACUAGCGCCGUUCCCACCAUCGUCACUUCUGGGAUUCGCUCAUCGCUCCCACAAGCCCCGGUUCCACUCUUCACCCCUGACCACUUUGACACCGACGUGUACAACCCCGAGGCUCCCAGCAUCACUAACACACCCAGACCUGUGUACCGCCACCGAGUCAAUGCUCAAAGACCAAACCUGAUUGGCCUCACUAUGGGGGACGUUGACCAGCCGCCAAGAGAUAAGAUCCCAAACAACAGCAUGAGGAUUGUCAUGGAGUCUGAACCGAGGAAGAGACCAGCCCCCUCCCACGACGCUGGACUUCCACCCAAGAAGCCCUGGUUUGACAAGCCCAACUUCAACAAACCAAACCACCAUGGCUUUCACAAGAGAGGUCCAUUCUCUCCCAACACAAAGCUUCUCGUUCGUCUGAUUCCCGCCGAGCUCAACAGCAUCAGCAAACUCAACGAACAUUUCAGCAAGUUUGGUACUAUUGUCAACCUGCAGGUGGCUUAUCAGAAUGACCCAGAGGGAGCACUGAUACAGUUUGCCUCUCCAGACGAGGCCAAGCGGGCUAUGCAGAGCACAGAAGCUGUUCUAAACAACCGCUUCAUCAAGGUGCACUGGUUUCGUGAAGAUGGGAGUGAUGGACAUGGCCAGCCACGGUCCCAGCAGCCGCCUCCGCUGCCUCCGCCUCAGCUCGCCACGCCUCCGGUCGCUGCUCUGAAGCAGUCUGUGAAGGAUCGCCUCGGACCCCUGGUGCCUGUAAACUCGGAGCCGUCCCAGGAUUCCAGCGUUUCCUCUCAGAAUGCAUCAAAAGUGUCGGUAAAAGAUCGUCUAGGAUUCUCUGCCAAACCAGCUGCUUCUGUUGAAAAGGUCUUUUCUACAUCCACGGGCCUCACAAAGACCGUUUACAACCCCGCUGCUCUGAAGGCAGCCCAGAGGACCUCGGAGGAGGCCUUGAAGAAGAAACAGGAAGCUCUAAAGCUACAGCAGGAUGUAAGGAAGAAGAAGCAGGAAAUAUUGGAGAAGCACAUCGAGACACAGAAGCUCCUGAUCUCCAAACUGGAGAAGAACAAAGCGAUGAAGGCAGAAGAUAAGGCCAAGAUUAUGGAAACGUUGAGCAUGUUGACUAAAAGCAUCACUAAACUGCAGGAGGAGAUAAAGGGAAUCUCGAGCUGCAGUCUCCCUCUGAGGAGCACCAAGAGCAAGGCACAGGCACAGAAAGAGCUGCUGGAUACAGAGCUGGACCUGUAUCAGAAGACCCAGGCUGGAGAGGACACCGCUUUGCUCAAGAUCAAAUACACCCAGCUCCAAAUUGAGGCAGCCAAAAGGGGACUCCUCUCAUCGGGACGGGGCCGGCGGGUCCCUGGUCGGGGUCGUGGUGUUGUCCGGACCCGGGGAAGGGGCUCCAGGGGUCGAGGAAGGGGAGUGCCUCUUCAUGCAGUCGUAGACCAUCGACCUCGAGCGCUCGAGAUUUCUGGUUUCAGUGACUCGGACCGCGUAGACCUGCUGCCUCACUUUGCUCUAUUUGGCGAGAUAGAAGAUUGCCAGAUUGACGAGAACAACCUCUCAGCGGUCAUCACGUACAAGACGAGAGCAGAAGCAGAACAGGCGGCUCUGCAUGGAGUGAAAUUUAACAACCAGACCCUGCGGCUGGCCUGGCACAAGCCUGCACCGACUGUCAGUUCAGCUGAUGCUGAGGAAGAAGAACCUCCAGAGGAAGAGUACCCAGAAGAGUCGCUAAGUGAUGACGCUUUGCUUCAAGAUGAUGAUGAGGAAGAAGAUGACAACGAGCCACGUCCCUGGCGCAGAUGAAGCCCAGUCUGCACUGGUUUUACUGGUGUGGACGACGAGCAACAAUCCAGCAACGUUACUCAGUGCUUGUUUGUAAAUCAGCAAGGCAUAUUUUACUUUGUUUAGACCCUUUUUUCCUCUUCUAAAACAUGUAAUAGACAGAAUUUUGUGCAGUUUGUUUAAUUUUAAUAUGUAAACCAGAUGCAACAUUGCUGAACUUUUUAAUGCUCUUAAUGUGUUUUUUUUUCUUUCGGGUUGAUUGUAUGAAAAUGUCAGACGCUGAUCACUCGCACAUUUGUUGAGCCCUCAGUUAAAAGAAACCCAGACUGUAGUUUAAUUGUACAAAAAAUAAAGAAUUGAAAUGGUCUGAAAACAUUCUGCCAAAAACAAACAAAAAAAGAUGAAAUGAAAAAAAUAAUGGCAGUCAAAACAAUACAAAAAAAGCUCAUAAAAGGAGCAGAGAAAAGACCAUUUCAAAACAAAAAAACCUUCAUUUUCACUUAAAGAGCAAAUAUCCUAAAACCUUCCUUUCAUCACUUUUUAAACCAAUGGAUGUGGUAAGGUAACACAAUUGCUCUUUUAUGUUGAAGGUAAGGCAAAAAUAAUUGCAUCUUUAUGCCAAUGUCUGCAUUGCUGAUCAUUAAUUCUCUUUUCCUUGUUGCAGAGCUGUCUGCUUUCUCCUGCUGCAGUCCUCUAAGCAAGAAACUCCUGACAAGAAUUUUGUAUUUAACAUGUCAUGUUUUAUAACAAGCAAUUCUGUAAUACAAAUAUAUUUUUCUACAAA
This is a messenger RNA of Nothobranchius furzeri (turquoise killifish), 4215 nucleotides long. It is a transcript of the gene rbm26, whose product is annotated as RNA binding motif protein 26. Gene Ontology annotation, biological process: mRNA processing. Gene Ontology annotation, cellular component: nucleus. NCBI's taxonomy places the organism in Eukaryota, Metazoa, Chordata, Actinopteri, Cyprinodontiformes, Nothobranchiidae. Gene Ontology annotation, molecular function: RNA binding; metal ion binding. The record is from RefSeq and is a predicted model, not a curated record.